UCUUACCCUUACCGACCCGGCGACUUUCCAAAAAACACUGUGAGCUACCUUAGUGGAUUAGAACCCACGAAAACGAAAAGGGGGGGAGGGAACAAAAGACGAAUCAAAGCAGCCCGAAGUAGCAUGGGCCCGGGAAUCGUCAAAACUUUCGAGCUGUAGGUUUUCAUCGCCGCGAUAUGGCUCCUGAGGCUCCCGUCCGGGUGGCCGUCGUCGGAACCGGCUUGGCAGGCCUCACUGCUGCAUAUCUCUUACAGAACGACGAGCAGCGACGGUAUGCGGUGACUCUUCUCGAACAGGCCGAGAGUCUAUCCUUCGACUCGGCGUCGGUCGCCAUCCGAGACGAGAGGUCCGGCCAUGUCGAACGGGUCGAUCUGCCCAUGCGCGCGCUCGCGGGAGGAUACUACGCAAACGUAAUGCGCAUGUAUGACCACCUGGGUAUUCCGUACCAUCCCAUACGCUUCCUGUUCUCCUUCGCCAAGGCGCUGCCGACUCGCAAGCCGGAUGGCGCCGCCGCCGGCACCGCCGCAAGGACGCAAGGCGACAGCUCGCGCGUCGCAGGCGGAGCAACGGGGGAGUACUUUGUGCACGCGUCGAACCUGCACCAGAUCCCCCCUUGGCCGGGGAACCGCGGGGUGCUGGCGCACCUCAUCGAGAUCCUGUACCUGGUUGUCUGCCAGUUCUGGUUCACCCUCGCGUGUUUCCUGGUGCAUCCCGUGACCAAGGGGUCCGACGAGGCGGAGACGCUCGACGAGUACCUGCGGAGGGUCUGGCUGCCGCGUCGCUACGUGACGCAUUACCUGCUUCCUCUCCUCAGCGCCGUGUCGACCUGCUCACACGACGAGCUCCUGGCGUUCCCCGCCAGCGACGUCGUGAACUACAAGAAGCUAUCGCAAGGCCAGCAGCACUACACGGUCUGCGGCGGCGUCCAUCAGGUGGAAGGGAGGUUGGCGAGGGAGAUGAGGGACGUUCGGCUGGGCGCUUGCGUUGCGCAAGUGGCGCCGACGACUGACGGGAGGGUGAGGAUACACUGGCAGCGGACAACGAGUGGUGUCGAGCCUAUCCAGGAAGACGUGUUUGACCGGGUCAUCCUCGCCGUGUCGCCGGAUGUCGCCGGCAAGAUCUUCGCUCCCCUGAGGAAGACGCUCGAGCGGAUACCCACGAUCCGUGUGAAGAGCUCGGUCCUACGACCGGCGCAUUCGGCGCCGGACCACGCCCUUAGCCUGGUCGACGACGAGAGCAGACACCCAAAGGCCUGCUCGCAUCACCGCGGGACCGCCAUCCCGCCGCAGGUGAUCUGUCUGCGUACCGACUUCGCCGCAGAAGGAGGGCGGACGGAGGCGCUACACACGAUGCCGGGAGGAACGGUGGUAAGCACCUGUCCGUUGGACCCGCAGGCCGACGCGAAGAGGGUGCUGCGGACGGCCAGGUUCACGAGGACCCUGAGGACGGCCGAGAGCAGGGCGAUCGUACGGAGGAUCAUGGGCGAGUCCGGCGGCCCGGACAAGAAGACGGACCCGGCCGCCGAGGUGGCAGCGACCUGGGUGAAUGGGCAAGAUAAUGUCUGGUUGACGGGGGCCUGGUGCUGGGAUGGCAUGGUUCUCCUCGAGGGGUGUUUGGUCUCGGCGAUGAGAAUCGCCGAUGAUUUUGGCGUCAAGGUCCCAUGGCGGGCUGGCGUAGCGAGAGCUGGGUAGAUGCUCUCUUGUGCCAAUCAAUGCUACAGAAUGGGGUCAGAAUAUAAUGAAAUGAAGUUGAAAUGGAC
Messenger RNA from Colletotrichum navitas, 1759 nucleotides. RefSeq lists its product as uncharacterized. Gene Ontology annotation, molecular function: oxidoreductase activity. The record is from RefSeq and is a predicted model, not a curated record. NCBI's taxonomy places the organism in Eukaryota, Fungi, Ascomycota, Sordariomycetes, Glomerellales, Glomerellaceae. Bases 177 to 1691 code for a protein of 504 amino acids. The transcript has 2 exons.